UUUUUUUUUUUUGAAUGAUCAUACUAUGAUUGAAUCCAACCAUAUUCUUGACUCACCUACAUCAACAGUGACCUCGACUUCUUCUAGAUCAGAUUCACCGCAACCUUCUUCCACAUCGUCAUCAUCGAAACGUCCUCCUUCUGUGGUGGUGGAAACUUUAGGAGCAAUCACGUCAGAAACAAAAGAAGGUCUUCGUAAAAUCAACAAUUAUUUACUCAAACAAGAAAUCGGUCGAGGUGCUUUUGGAACAGUUCAUCUUGGUAUCGAUACUACAACUCAAACUGAAUAUGCCAUCAAGGAAUUCAGUAAAUCAAGAUUACGUCGCAAGGAACAAUCUGAAAUGUUACGUCGUCGUGGAGGACCUAGAGGACGUGGGCGUGGAUUAGGGGUAGGACGUGAGGCGGUACCUGCAUCUUCCAAUCCUUUGGACCUUGUGCGUGGUGAAGUCGCUAUCUUGAAGAAAUUACAUCAUAUCAACGUUGUUAAAUUAUUCGAAGUAUUGGAUGAUCCUAAUGAUGAUUCUAUCUAUAUGGUGUUUGAAAUGGCUCAUAAAGGUGUUUUGAUGUCUAUUUCUAUGGAUGAAACAGCCACUCCUUAUUCGGAAGAACAAGCACGACAUUACUUUAGAGAAAUGAUUUUAGGGAUUGAAUAUUUGCACAACAACGAUAUUGCUCAUCGAGAUAUUAAACCAGACAACUUGUUAAUAUCAAAUGAUGAUAUUCUCAAAAUUGUGGACUUUGGUGUAUCAGAAAUGUUUGUGAAAGGAAAUGACAAAUUGGUGAAAUCGGCUGGAAGCCCUGCAUUCAUGGCUCCUGAAUUAUGUAUAGCUCGACAUGGUGAAGUGUCUGGAAAAGCUGCAGAUAUUUGGUCUAUGGGGGUUACACUAUAUUGUUUAGUAUUUGGUCAUCUUCCUUAUUCUAGUUCAAAUAUAAUUGAACUCAUGGACAAAAUCAGGGAUGAUCCUGUUGAUUAUAGUGGAAAUCAAAAUAUAUCUGUAGAUCUUUUGGAUAUAUUACAACGAUUGUUAGAUAAGGAUCCUUCAACGAGAAUUACCAUGCAUGAACUACGGCAGCAUCCUUGGGUGACGCAACAUGGUACUGAUAUGUUGAUUUCUGAAGAAGAAAACUGUGAAAUGGUGGUGACUGAAGUGACAGAUGAUGAUAUUCAUAAUGCCAUCAAAAGCAUUGCAAGUAUAUUGACUGUGGUGAAAGCGGUGGCCAAAUUCAAACGACAUUCAAGAUCUUUAUCUCAACAAUCUUUAAGCAAGCUCUCUGCAUCUAUAUCUCCAGAUCAAGAUCAAACAAUGUUGGUGAAUGCUACUUCUGCUCUAGAUAUUCAAUCCAAUGUUUAAACCCCGUAGAAACUGUUAAUAUUUUUUUUUUCAAAGACGCGCCCUCUCUUUUUCA
Molecule: messenger RNA, 1406 nt
Organism: Halteromyces radiatus
Lineage: Eukaryota; Fungi; Mucoromycota; Mucoromycetes; Mucorales; Cunninghamellaceae
Product: kinase-like domain-containing protein
Exons: 7
Coding region: 26-1351 (441 amino acids)
Biological process (GO): protein phosphorylation; intracellular signal transduction
Cellular component (GO): cytoplasm
Molecular function (GO): protein serine/threonine kinase activity; ATP binding
Source: RefSeq, a predicted model, not a curated record